AUGGCGGACGACGACGUCGUCGUCGCGCUCGCGCUCGCGCUCGCCAUGGGCGAUCCCAGGGCGGUGGUGCGUCGCGUCGAGGCGAAUGUGAUGGAUGUCGGGCGAGACGAUCGCGACGCCGUUCGCGCGCGCGCGGGACGCGACGACGAAGGCGACGACGACGGGGACGACGACGAUAGCGACGGCGACGGCGACGGCGACGCGCGGGCGCGCGCGCGCGCGCAGGCGUCGUUGGCGAUGAUUCUGCGCGCGUCGGCGAAACUGUCGCCGGCGUACGCGGCGCGGUGCGCGCGACGCGCGAUCGAGCGCGCGUCCGUCGUCGGUGGGUGCGUUCGCGAUGACAUCGCGGCGUACGCCGUGGGAUGGUCGGGGAAGACGUGGGAGACGGUGGACGCGGCGGUGGACGCGGACGCGGAUGGAUUCGGAUUCGCGCGGAGCGAACGCGACGGGUGGCGAAAUCGCGCGUACCUGUACGCACCGGUGCGAGGAAGCGCGCGCGCGCGCGCGAUUGAGAACAGAGAGGGUAACGCUUUGACGUCGCUGGGAACGCGGGCGUGCGAUGCGAUUUUCGCGAGGACGCAGAGCGACGCGCUCGCGGGAUCGACGGGGGCGUUCGCGUGGCCGGCGGGACUCGUCGCGUGUGAACUCAUCGCGUCAAAGAUCGGUGACGAAUUGGUUCGAAAUCGACGCGUCGUCGAGCUCGGAAGUGGGACCGGGGUGACGGCGACCGUGCUCGCUCGCGCGUCGCCGAAAGCGCUGACGCUCACCGAUCGAGACGCGACGACGCUAGAGAAUUUGGCGGCAAAUCUUCGUUUGAACGCCGCGAUCGAUCGAGGCGCGAACAACGUCACCGUCGCUGCCAUGGACGUCACGUUCGACGCGCUCGAUGCGCCCGCGUCGAUGCGCGCUGGAACGUGUUCGGUUCGCGAGUUGGAUUGGGAGCGCGCUUCGACGUCCUCCAUGUUCGCCCUUGACGCCGAGUUCGUGCUCGCUGCCGAUUGCUCGUACGAUCCGACGCUCAUUCCAGGUUUAGUUCGAGCCCUGCGAGCGCUCUUAAAGGUACCGAGCUCCGAUGCGUCCGCGCAGCCGACCAAGUUGAUGACGCUCGACGCGGCCGCCGCCGAGGCGCGUCUAUCCGGAGCGUGCGCGAAAACGCCGUGCGCUCUCAUCCUGAGCGCGGUGCGUCAAGAGACCACGAUGGACGUCCUUAUCGAUGCUCUGGAACGAGCUCGGUUACAUCCGGUGGACGUCACGAGCGUGCUAGACGCGAAACACCUUUCCAAAUUUCUCUUUCGACCGGGAUGGGCGCACGCGCGAGACGAGUUCCGCGCCUUCGCGUGCACCCCCGUCGAGCAGUCGUGA
Molecule: messenger RNA, 1362 nt
Organism: Ostreococcus tauri
Lineage: Eukaryota; Viridiplantae; Chlorophyta; Mamiellophyceae; Mamiellales; Bathycoccaceae
Product: Nicotinamide N-methyltransferase-like
Exons: 1
Coding region: 1-1362 (453 amino acids)
Source: RefSeq, a predicted model, not a curated record